AUGCGACAGAUCCAGGUUCUCCUGAUAUUCCUGCUGAUAUCCUGAUUGAUCCUUCUGGAUUCAACUGUUGUGUCUGACUUGAAUCCGGAGUAAAAAUCCAUGAGAUCCGAGGAAUGACUCACGCCUCUGAGCCUCGUUGAUCCACAUCCAACUUCUGUUUUUACUCAUCAGCCGACAGGAAGCAUGAAGCUCUGAGGCGUUACGUGUCAACUCCUCCAGACUGAUCUGGACCGGCUGCACCAGAUUUAGUGAAAGCAGAACUUUUGUGGUUCUGGUCCAGAUGAAGCCGCAGAGGCAGGUGCACGGUGGGAUUAAAAGGAGAGUUCUGAUGUGAGGUGACUUCGGGGAUAGAAAACGGGAGGUUCUGAGCUGCUCUCUGAAGGCUUCAGACACGUCUGUGUCCCGGACCCAGAACCAGAACCCGGAUCUUCUGUUUGUUCUCCUUCUUCAUCCUUAAGUGUUUGAAAACCAGAUGAUUAAAUCUGCUAAUUUUACAAUCCUCCCUAACUCUAAUCCCUUGUGGAUUUGGGUGGACAACUCUUCAUUGUGCAGCAGGACAGCAGCGCUGUCCGUCACACAUGACACUUCCCCUCUCAACUCCAGGUGUGCUCAGGUGAAGUUAAUGCUUGACCUUUGACCCUUGGGGUCGUUGAGAUCGAUGAACACAUGAACAUUUCUGAUUUCACUCAGGAAUGUGAGGAUGAACUGGUUCAUUCUGAUUCCCAGAUGCACGUGACAUUGAGUGGACCGUACACCUCUGCUGGGCGGAGCUUGUCCUCAUUUGGACCCGCCCCCUGUUCCCUGCGACAGCGCUGUGAUUGGACUGUGGAUAAUCCCCGCUUUGAUGCUGUUUGGAUCCAGAUCAGGUCGUUUCCGUUGUUUGAUCAGAUGAGACCUCUGGAAGUCUCCUGAGACUCUCUGCGUCCGACUCUUCUUCUGCUGCCGCUCUUGUUGUUUGGUGUUUUUCUCAUUAGUGACGCCUGCUGUUUAACAGGAGAACUGCAAUCUAAACGCGUUUUCCUCUCUGAUCAACUGAUCUCACAGAAGAAAGCAGGUAAUCGUGUGUUUUGGGAUGGAAACACAUUCAGCUCCGGAGUUCCCGACAGGUUGGAAGCAGUCUGAUUCCCUCUCGAACCCUUUCUGAGGUUUUUACUGACAGGAGACCAGCUUUUAUCAUGUCGUCUUCCCUUUCUGUCUUGGAUUGUUGGGAAUCGUAUGAUCCAACCCUAAAAUCCGGACGGAUGGGACUUGGCUGGUCUCGGACCAGAUGAGGCUCAAAACAACAUUUUCUAUUCCUUCAUUUCUUCCCUUUUGUUUAGUUUCAUUGUUGAUCCGACACCUUCUCCUCCCUUUCUGUCAUCGGAUUUGUUCCUAAUCCCUCUUUUCCUUUCUACUUCCUGUGUGUCACGUCUCCACUCGUGAACACUAUCACAUCCUCCCAAUCCCAGUUUUAGUUUUCUCCCUUUUCUUUGUCUUCUAAAUGAACUUUUCCACUCGUCUUUCCUAAUCGUAUUCCUUCUCCUCAUCAGUUUUCCCUCUCCACCGCUGCCGCCCGUCUCCUCCUCCCGUUCUCCCUGGUUUCUGUCUCACUCUGUCUCUGUUGUGUUUUUUGACAGGACGGCCUUACAUGGACACUCCGUGAUGCUCCCUGAGGUUCGCCAGAGGAGCCGGGAGGAGCAGGAGCUGAAAGAGGAGGAGGCUGCGGACCCAUAAUCUCCGGAGCAGAGAUCACUUAGAGGCGGCGAGGCAACCGUUCUGUCUAUGCUGCAACUUCAGGGAGCAUCAUCACAAUUUAAUAAGAGUCUGAGAGACGAGCAGGAGUCGCGCCUCCUUUUGCUCCUUUAACUCCUUCCUUCCUGGAUCAGAAAUCCCGCAGCAAUAAGCAGCCUUAUUAAAACAGCUCUUAUUAAUCUGAGACUUUGUUGUUUGGAGGCAAACAGAACCCGUUCCGUCGUCUCGUCUUUAACAUUAAUGGACACAAAAAGGCAUUUUCACCCUGAGCAGCGUCUUGCAGGACUUAACUCCGUAGAAAACUGCAGAGUUGCAGACUUCCUGUCUCGACUGAACUCUUCUGAUUUUUCAUGGCUUGACACCCGCUGACCUCUGACCCUUAGCCCCCUCCCUGAAUCCUCCUCCAACAUGUCCGGCCGUCCCGUCUCUCACUGCACCAGGGAAUCCGACCAAGUGGCGUGAAGCCAAGCCUUACCUCAGACUCAUUAGCUCCACCUUGCUCCUGCCUUGCUGCCCCCAGGAAAAAACCUUCAGCUUCAGGUCAGACUCUCUAAUCCAAGAUGGCGGCUGGCGUAGCAACAUGGCUGCCAUUCGCACGGGCGGCGGCUGUAGGCUGGUUGCCGCUGGCCAAAAAGACGAUGCCCAAACCUCCAGUGGACAACUCAUCCAGAUCUGACGAGAUCCUGUACGUCAACGUCAGCGGAGUCAGGUUUCAGACGUGGAAGAACACGCUGGACCGCUACCCCGACACGCUGCUGGGCUCCUCGGAGAAGGAGUUCUUCUACAACGAGGACACGCAGGAGUAUUUCUUCGACCGAGACCCUGAGAUGUUCCGGCAUAUUCUCAACUUUUAUCGCACCGGGAAGCUUCACUACCCUCGACACGAGUGCAUCCAGGCGUUCGACGAGGAGCUGGCCUUCUACGGCAUCGUGCCAGAGAUCAUCGGGGACUGCUGCAUGGAGGAGUAUCGAGACAGGAAAAAGGAGAACCAGGAGCGUCUGGCUGAGGACACGGAGGCCAAUGAGGCGAUGGACGCCCCCCUUCCUCCACACAGCACUCCCAGGGAGCGCCUGUGGCGAGCAUUCGAGAACCCCCACACGUCCACCAUGGCGCUGGUCUUCUAUUACGUCACAGGCUUCUUCAUUGCCGUGUCUGUCAUUGCCAACGUGGUGGAGACUGUCCCCUGUCGGCCUCCUGAAGGGAAGGUCAAAGACCUGCCUUGCGGUGAGAAAUACCAGCUGGCCUUCUUCUGCAUGGACACGGCCUGCGUGCUCAUCUUCACCUUUGAGUACCUGAUGCGUCUGUUUGCCGCUCCGAGCCGCUGUAAGUUCAUGCGUUCAGUGAUGUCUGUGAUCGACGUGGUGGCCAUCAUGCCCUACUACAUCGGCCUGGUGAUGCCGGAGAAUGAGGACGUGAGCGGCGCCUUCGUCACCCUGCGGGUUUUCCGAGUCUUUCGGAUCUUCAAGUUCUCGCGUCACUCUCAGGGUUUGAGGAUUUUGGGCUACACGCUGAAGAGUUGUGCUUCCGAGCUCGGCUUCCUGCUCUUCUCCCUGACCAUGGCCAUCAUCAUCUUCGCCACCGUCAUGUUCUAUGCGGAGAAAGGCACCAAGGGCUCAACCUUCACCUCCAUCCCGGCCUCCUUCUGGUACACCAUCGUCACCAUGACAACGCUGGGGUAUGGAGACAUGGUUCCAAACACCAUCGCAGGGAAGAUCUUUGGCUCCAUCUGCUCUCUCAGCGGCGUCCUGGUGAUCGCCCUGCCGGUUCCUGUCAUCGUGUCCAACUUCAGCCGGAUCUACCACCAGAACCAGAGAGCGGACAAGAUGAGAGCACAACAGAAAGUCCGUUUGGCUCGGAUCCGGAUGGCAAAGAAAGGAACAACCAAUGCCUUCCUCCAGUAUAAAGAAGACCAGCAGCUUGGAGACCGGGACAGCGACAGCACGGCUCUGUGUGUGAAGAACCGCUCAGCCUUUGAGCACCAACACCAUCACCUGCUGCACUGCCUGGAGAAGACGACGAACCACGAGUUCACGGAUGAGCUGACCUACAGCGAGCUCUGUAUGACCGAGUCUGUUGGCUUCAGAACCAGUCGCAGCACCUCCCUGUCCAGCCAGCAGGGGGCCCAGAACAACUCCACUGGCUGUUGCCCCCGCCGGGCCAGAAGAAGAGCUGCUAUGCGAUUGGCUAACUCCACAGUGUCGGUCAGCCGAGGCAGCGUUCAGGAGCUGGACACCCUACAAGUGAAGACCACCUCCAUCCCGCCGCAGAAUCGCUCCAGUCUGAACGCUCAGCCUAGAGACCUGAAGCUGAACUGCGGGGAUCAGGAUUUCACGGCUGCCAUAAUCAGCAUUCCCACUCCGCCCGCCAACACUCCGGAUGACAGCCCCCCACCCUCUCCCGCCCCCGGUAUUCUACGCAACACCCGGGCCACCGCCUUCACCCAUGAAACUGUCAAAAUCUCCUCUUUAUAACCUUUGACCUCAGAUCCUUUUCUUUGGGCCCUUCCGGACCUGAUCCCCUUCUGAACCCGGUUCUGGAUCUGGGCCCCAGCUGGCCCUGGUUUUGAACACUAGGACUACCCAGAUGGACCCAUAGACUUCUGUGGACUGCCUUUGAAUCUUCUCAUUGGUCCCAAUGGGCCACCAUCAGGAGAAUUCCCACCCUCCUAAACGCUUUACCAACCUGGUACCAAUCGGAUAUCUACCCAUCUCACUGCACAGAGCAUAAGCAGGUCCAUCCUGGGGUGUUGAUGGAACAGAACCUUCCCCAGAUCUGAGAACCAACAGUUAUAGUUCUUUCAGAUCUUUUUGCUCUUAAUGGAACUCUUCAUUGAGGAUAACGGAGAGUUGGAAGGAGAAGACUCCUUCCUGUAAAGGUUUGUCCCAUUUAGAUUUAUCCCUGAGGCCCAGAAACCUUCGGUUCUGGACUGUGGUCCAGUUUAGGCUGUUGGUGAGAAUUCUCAGGUUGAAGAACUUAAAGGACCAUAAUGCUGCUAUUACAGGUGAAUCUACCAGAACUGAGCUGGGACGUCUGAGCUGUGCAUCACCGGAUCUUUGAAAUGGACCCGUUGAACACAGAACCAGACGGGUCCCUGAUGAACAGCUUGACUGUAGCUUCUAUGACCCAGAACCAGAACCGAGAGCCUUUUACUCCUCAACAUAUGCAAUGUUACAACGAGCAGGAAGCAACUGUAAAAUGACCCAGAAUCCAUUUGUUCUGUGUGGUUUCCAUAGAGACACUAAAUGUUCUGAAACCUAUUUAGACCCGAUCUGUGGCAUGAGCGUGAUCUGGCCUGAUGACGUGCACUUUGGACUCAAACAUCUUUCAUCGACCUCUAGCUCUGAGUGUACCUGUGGUUCUGAUCAUGACUGGUCAGCUGAAACAACAUGGCUGACACCAAAAGUUCCUGAUGCUCUAGAAAGGGGGUGUUUCUCAAAGCCAAGGAACCUUGCCUUGAUGUCUUGGCCCCGCCCCGGUUGUCUAGGAGAUACGUCAUCGGGAGCUGCCGAGAUGUGUUCCAUUCGGUUCCAAUGUUCAUGCUCCACCGAGGCGUGUGUUCACCGUUGAUUAGCCGUUUAGCUAGCUAAGCAAGGAUACACGGGAGGUGUCUUGUAGCCUAGCCUUGGUCAAACAUUACCCAGAAUGCACCGCGGUAUUUUCAAAAAGACGGCAGAUCAGAAACCGGCGGCUACUUCAGAGAUAAAUUUCAAGAUUAAAAGUAAGUCAGCUAAUUUAAAAAUGUUUUUUUUUUUUAGAUCCAAAGAAGCUAUCUAUGGUUGGUUAGUUGCUUAGUAGUUGCAGCUUCGGUGGCUUACGGGUAGUAACUCACUUACAUAUUUAAUUUAACAAACAUAAACACAAUUUUAAAAGUAAAAGUCUCGUUAUAUAUUUAUAUUGAAACUAAUGCGUAUAAAAUACAACGUUAUCUCCCGUGUCACUUGACGUUACGUGACCACCGUGGAAGCCGCGGCCACGUGAUGCAAGUCUGUUCCAUUUAUCCGUUUUCUUUGACCAAGGAAGGACAAUGUCCUCGUAAGUAAGGCACCUGGCCUCGCAAGGCCAGGUGCCUUGACAUUGAGAAACACCCCGUGUCUUACCGUCCAGGAACUUUUUUCAGGUAGCAUAAUUAGCCACUUUUGGACAGAGAACCAUCCCCUUAAGCCUGAUUUAUACUUCUCCGUCUGUGUCGGUGUGGAGCAUCGACAUAAAUAUACUGGACAUCUCCUUUCCAUAGGCUCCAAUAUCACGUUUUUGAGGCCAAAUGGGAGGUGGCCACCACCGCCAUUUUGACCGUGUCACAGGUUCCGUCAAGCCCAGACAAUUCCACAAAAGGGAAGAGAGGAGGAGCUGAGGGUGGGGCUGUAAGGCUGGGAUCAACUGACGACACCCGGUCGAACUAGCUACAAGCUAACCUGAAGCUAACCCUGGCUAACACGAAGCUAACGCGGAGGUGGGAGCUAAGCUAACAGAGGUAGCAGCCUAGCUACAACCGGAGUUAACUGUGCACAACACCAGAGCUUCUGAGUCAGAGAUACGCCGGGCUGACCGCUGGGUAAAACCGGGUGGAACACAGAGGUCUCCCGAGAGCUCCACAAGCCGAUAGUGGGAACCCAGCUCCACCAACAUGUUAUAUUUCAACCCAUUUUCUAAAGUGCAGCAUUAUGUUAAAUGCACUGGGUUUUACCCUAUUACAUUUAAAUGUCAUGGUUAAACAGUACAUGUUAAAAUCUAAGCUCAGCUCGGCAGUGACCUAAAAUACAUAAAUAUAAUUUUACUUACCGAAGAAAAUGAAGUGGAGACUCCUUGGACGCUCUAUUAGUGCAAUUAAUGCCACAGCAAGUCAUUUUGUCCAACUAUUGCACAAAUAAUAUCCAAACAAGAUUACACAAACACAGAGACUCAAAAUCCCGGAACAGUUUCCAGGCCAGACCGAGGCUCUACUGAGGCCUUUCCACGGAGCUAGCUCUGUGGUCACGUGGGUCUGAUGCUCAUUAAUUAUACAGAAUUUUAGGCUUUUAAUACACUUAAACAGAAGAGUGAGAAAAACAUUCACCCCCCUCAGAGUUGUCAUGAGUGUAAACUAGAUCAUUUAAACCAAAAACAUGUUUUGGUACCAGGCUGUAAACAUGUUUAUUUCUGCUGUGAAAUUGGUAUUUUUAACAUGGGAGUCAAUGAGGAUUUGCUCGCUUCUGACACCAGCCCCUAGUGGACGAGGGUGGAACUGCAAUUUUUGGUAUUUCCGGGUUUGACUCAAUUUUAGAGCUCCGUUGUUGGGGCUUGAUGCGGAGACACGCAACGCCAUUAUGCGUCGGUUGCAGGGCUCUCCGACGGGCUCACAGAGGGUGACGAAGACACGCCCAAAAUUUUAAACAUUUGUCGAAAGUGAUGGAGAUGACAAGCUUGUAAUUGGUCAGGAGACCGCUUCCUGAAAAUUGGUCACUAGCACCGCCGAAAAAGAUAUUUAGCGGCAGACCCAGAACUGAUUGAAGAACGCAUCGUAGAAAAAGUCUGAAAACAUCAACGUUUCUUCACCCGUGACUGAAGGAGUACACAAUAUGGAGCAAAAGUGGAGGGAAAUGGCGGUAAACGUGGGUUUAGAGCUGGCCACUGAGGUGAAGGAGAAUAAAGAGCAAAUUUAUCCGUGUUAUAAAGUCUCUGAAAUCUAAAAACACAUUAGUAAAUACACCAUCAGGGACCGAAUACACAAGUGUUAUGGUGGCAGGAAACCUCAGAAAACCGCUACGCCCUCUGUUCCCAUGUGAAAACCUUUCCGACACUCCGUGUGUCUCUCCAUUGUAGAGAAGUAUACAUCAGGCUUUAGUAUUUAGUUCUAAAAACAAACUUCAACAACAAAAAGCUGCAAAAGUUUCCUUCAGUCUAAAGCGGCUAUAGAUCUGUUAUCUGUCUCGGUGUUCCCACUCAGGAAGAGCCGAUUACGAGGGCAGAUCUUUACUAAUAAGAACACAGAGCUCUGCGUGUGUGUUGGGAUUCAUCCGGGGGGAUGAGAGUGAAACUUCCCUGUGCCUCCAGGUUGGGGAACGGACCACACAGCAGCUCAGAGUACCCGCCUCUUUAACUUCUGGGAAUGCCCGAUGGAUGAAUCUCCCACCAGAGCUUCGACUGUGUCUCGAGUGUUGGACGUUGAAUCCGAACAGGACUGGAUCCACUCUGCAGCUUCUGUUAGCUGCUUUUGUGAAUCCUGUCUUUGGAAAUUCCACCAAAACAAUAAAAACAAACAUAAACUCUCCCAGCAAAGCUUAAAUUCUAGGAGACAAAUAUGGACGUUUAUGAUGAUUGUCCAGUAGUUUGUAUCUCUAGUGCAUGCCAUCAGCCCAGUGCACACUCACGCACACCACUGGCCUUGUGCACGCCGCUGACCUCCUGUGAACUCAGCUGGAGCCUCUGUAUGGUCGUUUCCUGGUUCUGAUCCGAGGUGUGAGACGGGGGAACGUAGACUCUGUAACAUAUUUUGUAUCAUAAACUCUCCCAGCAUCCUCCACUCCAGCCUCCCCCAACCAAAAAGACUCUAAGAACCUAACCAAGAGGCGGAGGCGGUCGUCCGGCGCCUCCCCGUGCAUGAGCUCCUCCAGUAGAAGUAGCACUACUGAUCAUUUAUCAGCUUUAUCAGAGAAAAUAAGAGACAAACAGCACAGUGGGGAGAAAACCGUCCUCUCGUUUUGCAUGACGUUGGUUUGUUUGACCUCGCACCGAGAAAUCCAACUGAUUGAGUUGCUGAUCACUCAGGCAUGCUCCUUGUCAGGUGUGUGUGUGUGUGUGUGUGUGUGUGUGUGUGUGUGUGUGUGUGUGUGUGUGUGUGUGUGUGUGUGUGUGUGUGUGUGUGUGUGUGUGUGUGUGUGUGUGGUGAGCUGUCACUAAUAUGCAUGAAUACCGUUGUAGGUAUUGUAUCUGUUUUCUCCUGCAGCAGAGACCGAGGGCAAAGGGACAAGACUGAACUUAUUUGUUCUCAGACAGAGAAUCGAAAACCUUUCCCUCACAUUUUCAUGCUUCAGAAUGCAGGUCAUAUCCAGGAGUGACGACAGAAGGUCUAUCAGAUGUCUUCAUCCAUCAUUUCUAAGCAACAGCAGAAAAGUCACUUUCAUUUGUUUAUUUUUAUUAUUUACAGCCAUAUUUUUGCUGUUUUGGUUCUGGACCCGGGCAUUUGCCCGCUGACUCCAGAGGGUUGUGUUUAGCCUCCAAUCUCAUACACACGAUGACAUCAUCGUGGUCUGAUACGGACCGGAGAAGUUAGUCCUGAUGUUGUCAGAUGUCAGCUCUGAUAUCAGCAAAAGCCUUUAAAGUGCUCAUUCACCUGUUACUUUCAAUAAAUCUGCUGUGGUCUCUAGGAAUGAA
Nothobranchius furzeri (turquoise killifish) is the source of this 9081-nucleotide messenger RNA. NCBI's taxonomy places the organism in Eukaryota, Metazoa, Chordata, Actinopteri, Cyprinodontiformes, Nothobranchiidae. The record is from RefSeq and is a predicted model, not a curated record.